AUGAAACCUUCAAAGCUUGCUAUUCACUUGAAUAAGUGCCAUCCUGAUCUCCAAACAAAAGAUACUGAUUUUUUCAAAAGAAAAUUUGAAUCACUGAAGAGAUGCAAAUUGGAUAAAACUGGGAUUAUUUACCAAACUCAACAGAAUAUAGUAGAAGCAUCCUAUAAGGUUUCAUAUAUAAUAGCACAGAACAAAAAAGCUCACACAUUGGCUGAAGAAGUUAUACUUCCAUGUACAAAAGAAAUCGUUAGAUUAUUAUUUGGAGAAGAAGCUGCAAAGAAGGUAGAUAAUAUAUCUUUAUCAAAUACUACAGUCAAACGAAGGCUAAUGGAUAUUUCAUCAAACAUUAAAGAAAAUGUUAUUAAUGAAAUUAAAGAAUCCCCAUAUUUUUCUAUUCAGUUGGAUGAGUCCACAGAUGUAAGUUCAAUGGCACAACUAAUUGUAUAUUGUAGGUAUAUUCACAAUAACAAAUUUAAAGAAGAAUUUUUGUUUUCUUCUUGCCUUGAAACGACAACAAAAGCAGCUAAUAUUAUGGAAAUUUUAAAACAGUUUUUCAAUGACAAUCAAUUACAAUGGAAAUAUUUGUUUGGAAUUACUACUGAUGGAGCUCCUGCCAUGAUGGGUUGUAAGUCUGGAUUACUGACUAGGGUGAAAGAGGUUGCUCCAAAUGUAGUUGGUGUACACUGUUUUAUUCAUAGACAGGCUUUGGCAACCAAAACUUUACCAGGUAGUUUGAAAACUGUAUUUAAUCAAUUAGUCAAGUUGGUCAAUUAUAUAAAAUCUUCUGCUCUUAACACUCGCCUUUUUACAAAAUUUUGCUCUGACCUAAAUGCUGAACACAAUAAGUUAUUGUUUUAUACUUCUGUGCGAUGGCUAUCUGCUGGAAAUUUUUUGGAAAGAUUUUUCAUGCUUAGAAAUGAAGUGAAAGAAUUUUUAUGUCAAAUGAAAAGUGGACUGGUAGAAUAUUUUGAAUUUGAUAAUUUUGAAAUAACAACUGCUUAUCUUGUGGACAUCGUAGGUCAUUUUAACAAGUUAAAUUUGCAACUUCAAGGCAAAAAUGCUAAUGUUAUUAGACAUUCAGAUAAACUGAAGGCAUUUAUUGAAAAGCUCAAACUGUACAAGACUAGAAUUAAUAAUGGAAACUUGAUCAUGUUUCAAAAUUUAAAUAACAUAAUUGGAGUUAACAUGCUUCCUGAAGUUAUAAAGACAGAAAUAGUUUGUCACCUAGAUAAUUUGAUUACUGAAUUUGGUAACUAUUUUCCAGAUAUGAAUCUUUUGAGCAGUGAAGUUAUUAUAUCACCAUUUUCUUGUGAUGUGAAAAAUGUGAAAGAGGAAGCACAAGAAGAGUUUAUAGAGUUAAAGAAUGAUACCACGGCUAAGGAUCACUUCAAAGUAGCACCAUUAAAUAACUUCUGGUUGAAAAUGAGGAAUUCAUAUCCAUUGUGUUCAUCAAUUGCACUUAAAGCCCUUAUUCCUUUUUCAACAUCAUAUUUGUGUGAAGCCGGGUUUUCAGCAAUGCUAUCUCUUAAAACAAAAAAAAGAAAUAGACUUGAUAUUGAUGCAGAUAUUAGAUGUGCUCUAUCAAAAACUAAACCAAAUUUUCAGAUAUUAAUUGCUAGUAAGCAGUGUCAGAAUUCACACUGA
Hydra vulgaris (swiftwater hydra) is the source of this 1644-nucleotide messenger RNA. Its product is annotated as SCAN domain-containing protein 3-like. Lineage: Eukaryota; Metazoa; Cnidaria; Hydrozoa; Anthoathecata; Hydridae. The record is from RefSeq and is a predicted model, not a curated record.